AUGAAUAAGCAGCGGCACGGGCCUCUAAAGAAGCAGAAGCAGCAGAGGGGGGCCCCUGAAGAGGGGCCUCUUGAUGGGGGCCCCCCUCUUCGUGACAAUGCAUUGCUCAGUGUACAGGAGAGUCCUUCUCUGCUCUCCGCUGCACCGCCCCCUGCCUUUCGCAGGCAGCAACCCACGAGCAGCAGCAAACUCAGCAGCAGCAAAUCCAGCAGCAUCCAACUCAGCAGCAGCAAGCGCAGCAGCAGCAAGAGCAGCAGCAGCACAAGCAGCAGCAUCAGCACAUGUAGCAGCACACGCAGCAGUACCAGCAACAGCCUAUGCAGCAGCAGCAAGGACGAGAUCGGGGGCAAUAACCGCUACAGCAAGAACAGCAGCGACACCAGCAGCAACAGCAGCAGCAGCAGCAACAGCAGCAGCAGCAGCAACAGCGAGAUGGGGUCUAGGCUCCAGGAGGUCGGCGGGUGGAGGUAA
Messenger RNA from Eimeria acervulina, 471 nucleotides. RefSeq lists its product as hypothetical. The transcript is spliced from 4 exons. The record is from RefSeq and is a predicted model, not a curated record. The coding region runs from base 1 to 471 and encodes 156 amino acids. NCBI's taxonomy places the organism in Eukaryota, Apicomplexa, Conoidasida, Eucoccidiorida, Eimeriidae.